Molecule: messenger RNA, 3684 nt
Organism: Trichomycterus rosablanca
Lineage: Eukaryota; Metazoa; Chordata; Actinopteri; Siluriformes; Trichomycteridae
Gene: dgkzb
Product: diacylglycerol kinase, zeta b
Exons: 31
Coding region: 14-3622 (1202 amino acids)
Biological process (GO): diacylglycerol metabolic process; regulation of synaptic transmission, glutamatergic; intracellular signal transduction
Cellular component (GO): nucleus
Molecular function (GO): protein binding; ATP-dependent diacylglycerol kinase activity
Source: RefSeq, a predicted model, not a curated record
UCCCUUGGUCAGCAUGGAUACAUUUUUCCGACGUCAUUUUAGGAGAAAGGAUGCAGGUCUUGCUAGGCCAAGCGAUGAGGGAUCCGAGCACUGUCGAACCAGGAGGCCCAGCAUUGCUGUACCAGCGAGCCGUGCACGCAGGCGGUCAAGUGCAGGAUUUGCCUCAGCUUCGCUGGCCCAGCGCAGAAGAUCCAGCGUUCUUCAGCCAUUGCCAACCUGGCAUCUUGCAGCUAGUGGCCGAUCAGCCAAAAGCAGUAAUGCAAGGCGGCGCUCCAGCACCACCACACUGGGUGCAAAUCCACGUUUUGCUGUGCGACGCAAAAGAGCAAGCAGGUUGCGUAACAUUGACACACACCUUCUAGGCCCUUCCAUGCUGCUGGCUAGUGUUAUCCAGAUGACAGAAGAGGAUGAAGAUGUCCAGGACCCUGUUGUUGAACAGGUGGAGUGUAAGGGAAGCAUGUCCCACAUCUGCUCAGACCCGCUGUUCUCAGAAGGGGACAGCGACAGUAAUAGCCAAAGCUCUACCGCUGACUCAGACAAUGACCAGUCCUCAGAGCCUUGUGAAGAGGAUCUUACGGAAGCAGAACAGGAGUUUAGAAACUCAUCGGUUUUGUGCAAACAGAACUGCCUGCCUCUCAGUGUGGUUGUCGAGCGAGUACAGGCUCAUACGCUUAUCCGUGUUCCUCGUUGUCUCAGAAGAAACUCUUCAUACCUAGGACAUGCCGAAAGCGGCUCACACUGUCGCUUUGGGCGCAGUGGCCAGAGGAGGCGCUGCAGACGUGUUUCGACCAUCUCCAAGGCUGGCAGCCCUUGGCCAGGGAGAGGUCAACCGCUACCCAGUCGCAGAAACUCUACCUGCUGGAAGGCACACUCUUCCUUUAGCCCACUAACAGGGGCUCAUUAUGACCCCACACUGGAGUCAUGGAAUGGCUUCCUCUCGAAAACUAUUGCCAAGUCAGGUGUUCAGCAACUGGGAACUCAGUCCAGUACUUUGGCAUCAGCUAAAUCAGAAGCUAACCAGGAGAUCUCCCAAACUGUCGACUGGACUGAGAGUGCUCAUUGUGGACAACAUGUCUGGUUUGAGACCAGCCUUUCAGGAGAUUUCUGCUAUGUUGGAGAAAUGCAUUGCUAUGCCAAAUCACUGCAAAAGUCACUGCCCCGCUAUAAAUGUGCGGCCUGCAAAAUAGCUGUCCACACAACAUGCAUGGAGCAGCUAGAAAAGAUUAAUUUCAGGUGUAAGCCAUCAUUUAGAGAUCCAGGGAUGAAAAAUGUGCGAGAUCCUUAUACUGUAAGGCAUCACUGGGUCCACAGGAGACGUCAGGAUGGGAAGUGCAAGCAAUGUGGAAAGGGUUUCCAGCAGAAGUUUUUCCACAGUAAAGAUAUAGUGGCUAUCAGUUGCUCAUGGUGCAAACUGGCGUAUCACAAUAAGGUGACGUGCUUCAUGCUACUGCAAAUAGAAGAGACCUGCAGUCUAGGGGCUCAUGCUGCUGUCAUAGUUCCUCCAACCUGGAUCAUCAGAAUGCGCAGACCACAGGCAUCCCUGAGGUCAAGUAAAAGAAGGAAAAAGACAUCUCUGAAGGGCAGGGGCAGCAAGAAAGGGGCAGAGGAUGGCAAAUGGAAACACUUUAUAGUGAAGCCAAUUCCCUCCCAGCUCAUGAAGCCAUUGCUUGUGUUCGUGAAUCCAAAAAGUGGUGGAAAUCAGGGUGCAAAGAUCAUUCGAUCUUUCAUGUGGUAUCUAAAUCCACGACAAGUCUUUGAUCUUUCUCAGGGAGGGCCUAAAGAGGGGUUAGAAUUGUACCGUAAAGUACCAAACUUGCGUAUCCUUGUAUGUGGAGGAGAUGGAACGGUUGGCUGGAUCCUGUCUGUGCUGGAUGACUUGCAGAUAAUUCCUCAGCCGGCUGUUGCUGUCCUCCCUCUUGGCACGGGGAAUGACCUGGCCAGAACACUAAACUGGGGAGGGGGCUACACAGAUGAGCCGGUGUCUAAAAUUUUGUCACAUGUGGAGGAUGGGAACAUUGUGCAGUUGGACCGCUGGAAUCUGAGUGUGGAGCCAAACCUAGAGGCCAGCGAGGAGGAGAAGGAUGAACAACAGACAGACAAGCUUCCUAUUGAUGUAUUCAACAACUACUUUAGCUUGGGUUUUGAUGCGCAUGUGACCUUAGAGUUCCAUGAAUCUAGAGAGGCCAAACCUGAAAAAUUCAAUAGCCGUCUUCGGAACAAGAUUUUCUAUGCCGGGACGGCUUUCUCUGACUUCCUAAGUGGCAGUGGCAAAGACCUGUCCAAACACAUCAGAUUGGUGUGUGAUGACACUGACCUCACUAGUAAAGUUCAGGAGCUAAAGCUGCAGUGUCUGCUCUUCCUCAACAUUCCUAGGUAUUGUGCUGGUACAACACCAUGGGGAAACCCUAGUGAACACCAUGAAUUUGAUCCUCAGAGGCAUGAUGAUGGCUGCAUAGAAGUAAUCGGAUUCACCAUGACAUCUUUGGCCACACUGCAGGUCGGCGGCCAUGGUGAGAGGCUGCAUCAAUGCCGCGAGGCGACCCUCACCACCUUUAAGUCCAUUCCUAUGCAGGUGGAUGGGGAACCGUGUAGACUGGCCCCAUCUGUCAUUCACAUUACUCUCAGAAACCAGGCCAACAUGCUGCAGAAGACCAAGAGGAGGAUCUCCCUUCCACAGCUUAAUGAUCAGCAGCACGUCUCUGAACAGCUGCAUAUCCAGGUCAAUCGAAUCAGCAUGUGUGACUAUGAAGCUUUGCACUAUGACAAAGAACAGCUCAAAGAGGCCUCUAUUCCUCUGGGCACUAUUACAGUCAGUGGAGAAAGCAAUUUGGAGAUUUGUCGGCUGCAGAUUGAAAAGCUGCAUCAGGAGAAACAUGGUGUGAAUUCUGACACAGCACUCAUACCAAAGCUUUCACCAAAAUGGUGUUUCCUAGACUGUACAACUGCAGAUCGUUUAUACAGAAUUGACCGUGCUCAGGAGCAUUUGAACUAUGUAACUGAGAUCUCACAGAAUGAGCUUUUUAUCUUGGACCCGGAGAUGAUCACUAAGGAGACAGUGGGCACAUCUCCAAGAAUGCCAGGAAUGGUGGACGCAGUGGGGGAGGACUUUAACGGUUAUAACACCAAUGCUGAGGGACUGACUGAUGCUGAAGCAUCCACAAAGUCAGAUGAAACUCUUCUGAAUGAAACUGAUAAAGACACUAUGACGGUGUUGAUUGAAAGCAUUAAGUCUGAUCAUCUUAAAAAGCUGAUAGAGCUACACAAAGAAGGACAAAGUCUUGAAGUGUAUGAUGCAUUGGGCUGUACUCCACUUCACUAUGCUGUAGAUAAUGGCAACAAGGACAUGGUCAGAUAUAUUAUAGAUAAUGCUUCUCCGAGUAUCCUGGAUGCUGCCGAAAAGGAGACAGGUAGGACGGCAUUGCACAAGGCUGCAGCUUCCUGCCAGAGGACGAUCUGUGGUUUCUUGGUGGAUGCAGGAGCCUCCCUUACAAAGACUGACUUACAGGGUGACACUGCAAAGGCACAUGCUGAAAAAGCUCAGGACUGGAAGCUGGCUGAGUACCUGGAGAACCAGCAGCACCACCAGAUGAUCCAGAGGGACGACCAUGAGACAGUGGUGUGACCAACUGGCCCGCUGUUAUGACAUGGCUGAAUGAUGCAGUGAAAACAGCAUGUUGGUGUGAA